CUACGUUCGGACUAGUGACUGGUGGUGGGGCGUUCCGGCCCAAAAGGACGCUGCAGAGCUUUUACUCUACUCUCUAUUCUACUGACUACUCUCUACCGUCUUCUACACCAUCCAUCCAGAUCAGUGACAGAAAAAGAGACGCCGUUUUUUUUUUUUCCCCAAAGAUUUUUUCCCAAAGAUUCCAUACAUAUAGAAUUAAUUUACAGCUUACGGCAUGGGAGAUUACACCUUUACUCUGUGUAGGUCCGUCUCCAUCACUUCACUACGCUGAUUGACUGAGAGGGGGGAGUGAGAGAAAAAGAGACACCGUUUUUUUUUUAACCCAAAGAUUUUUUUUUUUGGAAAUAAUUAUUAAGUAGUACUAGUAGUAUUAACUUAGAAAAACCUCACUUCGCCAAUGGAGACGGUUUCUCCUCCGCCGAGCCAGCCGAAGAAGAGAGGUCGACCUAAGGGCUCUACUAAAGCCAAAGCCGACACCGACAGAGAAGCCUCCGCUGCUGCUUCUGGUGGAGUCCCCAGGAUGAGAGGCGCCGACAAGCGCAGCUCCUCUUCUGACGAGAAGUAUUCUCAGUGGAAAUCUCUCGUCCCCGUUCUCUACGACUGGUUGGCUAAUCAUAACCUCGUCUGGCCUUCUCUCUCUUGUCGGUGGGGCCCACUGCUUGAGCAGGGAGCCUUCAAGAAUCGGCAGCGUCUUUACCUUUCUGAACAAACUGAUCAUACAGUACCAAAUACACUGAUCAUAGCGAACUGCGAUGUUGUCAAGCCUCGGGUUGCUGCUGAAAAUCACAUAGCAAAUUUUAAUGAAGAAGCAAGGUCACCAUUUGUUAAGAAGUACAAGACUAUCAUACAUCCUGGAGAGGUAAACAGAAUCAGGGAACUUCCUCAGAAUAAAAACAUUGUUGCGACGCAUACUGAUUGCCCUGAAGUCCUCAUUUGGGACAUUGAAGCUCAACCGAACAGGCAUGCUGUUCUAGGAGCUGCUGAGUCUCGUCCUGAUCUGGUGCUGAUGGGGCACAAAGAUAAUGCUGAAUUUGCUCUUGCAAUGUGCCCAACUGAGCCUUUUGUGCUCUCUGGAGGAAAGGACAAAUCUGUGGUUCUCUGGAGUAUUCAUGACCACAUAUCUGCAUCGGCCGCAGAUGCAUCAAAGGCAACUGGUUCUACUGGGUCAAUUGUGAAAACUGCUGAUAAUAGUCCUGUUGGACCACGUGGUAUUUUUCAGGGGCAUGAUGACACUGUUGAAGAUGUGCAGUUUUGCCCAUCAAGUUCACAGGAGUUCUGUAGUGUUGGGGAUGAUUCUUGCCUAAUAUUAUGGGAUGCACGUGUUGGAAAUAACCCAAUUUUGAGGGUUGAAAAGGCACAUAAUGCUGAUCUCCACUGUGUGGAUUGGAAUCCUCAUGAUCAAAACCUGAUUCUCACUGGGUCUGCAGAUCACUCUGUUCGCUUGUUUGAUCGCCGGAAACUAACAACUGAUGGAGUCGAGUCACUAGUGCAUAAAUUUGAAGGUCAUACAGCUGCUGUUCUUUGUGUUCAGUGGUCUCCUGACAAGUCCACUGUCUUUGGGAGCUCUGCAGAGGAUGGUUUAUUGAACAUCUGGGAUUAUGAAAAGGUUGGCAAAAAGAUAGAAAGCGGGACAAGGUCUCCAAGUAGUCCUCCUGGGUUAUUUUUCCAACAUGCUGGGCACAGGGACAAAGUUGUUGACUUUCACUGGAAUGCCUCUGAUCCAUGGACGGUUGUCAGUGUUUCUGAUGAUGGUGAAAGUAGCGGUGGUGGGGGCACGUUACAGAUAUGGCGCAUGACUGACUUAUUAUACAGGCCUGAGGAUGAGGUUUUAGCUGAGCUCCAACAUUUCAAAGAUCAUGUAAUCGAGUGCACUUCCAAGGCUUGAGAGAGUUAAUGGUUCAUUGAGCAGCUGAACUUCUUGUUAAAAACUGUUUCUGUAUCUAGCAUUGUACUCCGGGGGUAUUUUCUUUUUAUUGUACUUGGUAGAGGAACUGGAAUAGCCGGUAGUAUAUUCUAGCAUUUAGAACUGUGGAAUUUGUGUUCCGACUUGAUUCUGCCAGUUUACAAUUCUGUAGGAUCUGCGUAUGUGAUUCGGUAUUUUACCAAUCAUGGGUCCAACAUUCUCUGCCGUUGAUACUAAUUAUUGAAUGCUGGUGAAUUAGGGGUGCGAGCA
Molecule: messenger RNA, 2173 nt
Organism: Coffea eugenioides
Lineage: Eukaryota; Viridiplantae; Streptophyta; Magnoliopsida; Gentianales; Rubiaceae
Product: WD-40 repeat-containing protein MSI4-like
Exons: 15
Coding region: 398-1885 (495 amino acids)
Biological process (GO): regulation of gene expression
Cellular component (GO): nucleus
Molecular function (GO): histone binding
Source: RefSeq, a predicted model, not a curated record